This is a messenger RNA of Rhineura floridana, 5602 nucleotides long. RefSeq names its product calmodulin binding transcription activator 2 (gene CAMTA2). NCBI's taxonomy places the organism in Eukaryota, Metazoa, Chordata, Lepidosauria, Squamata, Rhineuridae. Gene Ontology annotation, cellular component: nucleus. Gene Ontology annotation, biological process: regulation of transcription by RNA polymerase II. Bases 342 to 4421 code for a protein of 1359 amino acids. Gene Ontology annotation, molecular function: double-stranded DNA binding; transcription coregulator activity; protein binding. The transcript has 22 exons. The record is from RefSeq and is a predicted model, not a curated record.
GCAAGGCGCCCAGCUCCCGGCCGGUCCUGCCUGCCCUGCUCUGUCCCUGCGGCGGCAGCCUCCUCCUCCUCCUCUUGCGCGCUGAGCUCAGACGCUGCCGGGCCGGGCCACGGCGAGCUGUCAGCUAUCGGGGCGGAGCGCAGCUCUAGGGAAGGAAGGGAAGGGGCCGAGCCGCAGCUGGUGCUGGGGGCUUAGAGAAUGGCGGCCGGCAGCGGCAGCGGCGCUGGACCAGGAUCAGCGGGAUCCCCGCCGGCAGGUCUGAUCCCAAUCCUCCUCACCUGUCCUGAUCGGAGCCCCCCAGGCCGAGAACUCUAACGCUACCACCACUCAAAGCUCUAAAGAUGAACAAGGAAGCCACGGAGGUCUCUGAGAAUAACCACCACCUGAAGGUUUUCCUGCCGAAGAAGCUGGUGGAUUGUGUGCCUAAGUGCCCUGCCCUGCCGAAGGAACGCCUGUGCUGGAACACCAAUGAGGAGAUCGCUUCCUAUCUGAUCACCUUUGAGAAACAUGAAGAGUGGCUCUCGUGUUCACCCAAGACCAGACCCCAGAAUGGAUCCAUCAUUCUGUACAACCGCAAGAAGGUGAAGUACCGGAAGGACGGCUAUUGCUGGAAGAAGCGGAAGGACGGCAAGACCACCCGUGAGGACCACAUGAAGCUGAAAGUGAAAGGCGUGGAGUGUCUCUAUGGCUGCUAUGUCCACUCGUCCAUCGUCCCCACAUUCCACCGGCGCUGCUAUUGGCUGCUGCAGAAUCCAGAUAUUGUGUUGGUUCAUUACCUGAACGUCCCGGCGAUUGAGGACUGUGGCAAGAUCUGCGGCCCUGUCUUGUGCUCCAUCAACAGCGACCGCAAGGAGUGGCUGAAGUGGUCAAAGGAAGAGCUGGUUGGCCAACUGAAGCCAAUGUUUCAUGGGAUAAAGUGGACGUGCAGCAAUGGGAACGGCACAGCAGAGUUCUCCAUUGAGCAGCUGGUGCAGCAGAUCUUGGAGAGUCACCAGGCCAAACCCCCUCCGCGGACUCAUGCCUGCCUCUGCAGCAGCACCCUGGGGAGCCCCGGCCACAUCCCCCACAAAUGCAGCACCACGAAGCAUCGCAUCAUCUCCCCAAAGGUGGAUGUCCGCCCUAGCCCAUAUCCUGCCCUGACGGAGGUCCAGAACAUCUCCAGCGGCGGUCCUGAGGCAAAAGCUGAGCCAGAACUGGCCAAGUUGUCUGGAUCUGACAGCAAGGAACAGAAGCUAGCCAAAGCUGCCACCGCUGCCUCUCCCGGCGUGCCUGAUGCCUCCCCUGACCCCACAGUGUGCUCUCCCAGCCUGGCCCAGCCCAACGGCUUCCCCAAGCAGGAGCUGCCGGGGGUCACGCUUUCCGUGGGCCUUCCCAGGAGCACAAUUUUGGUCAUGACGGGGCUGAGCAGUGCUGAAAAGCCACUGGCGCUGACUCCUAGCCAGCACCUGGUGUCCGGAGACAGUGGUGGGGCACCUGCCACCCCCCUCGGCUUGGCCCUUCUGCCAGGACUGGGCCUGGUCCUGUCUCAAAACCUGGAAUCCACCAUGGAGACGAAUGAAGUGGCCCUGGCGACCUUUGACCCGGACUGUUUCCUGAACAGCCCCAAGCAAGGCCAGACUUACGGAGGUGGGGCAGGGCUCGAAGCCAAGCCUGAGCCCCCAGAGACCCCCGCUCCCCCAGCGCCUUACUCUCUGUACAUGCCCAGCAACCGCUUUUUCAUCCAGGACGAUGGGGCCGGACAGGUGCCCGUGCCCCCCUCGCCGUGCUCCGGUGUAAAGACGGAGGCCAAGAGCAGCCCAGAGGUCACCCCCAUGGAGACAGCAGGAGAAGGGAGCUCUCAGGCCGAGGGGGCACCCAGGGAAGGUGGGGCCCCAGCUGGAGGGGUGGGAGAGAUCGCUGCAACAGAGCUUCAGGAAGAGCUCUACUCCAUGAUCCAGGCAGCGUCAGGGGCAGCGGGUGGUCUUUUCGGCCUCUCGUUCGACGGCCACUUCCCAGACCUCAUUAAUGAGCUCAUGACUGAUGACGGGGGGCCUGGCAGCGCACGCAGCACAGAUGGGGAUGCCAGCUCCAGCUCAGAGAGCCCCGUGCCAGCCCUGCCGGAGGCUCUGCCGGAGGCUCUGCCGGAGGAGGAGCCCUGCUAUGCAGCAGAAGGGGGCACGGGGGGAUCCCCCCAGCCGCUUGUGUCAAUCACUGACUUCUCGCCUGAGUGGUCCUACCCAGAGGGCGGGGUCAAGGUGCUCAUCACCGGCCCCUGGAUGGAGGAGACCAAGCCGUACAGUUGCCUCUUUGAUCAAAUGUCCGUCCCUGCAUUGCUCAUCCAGUCUGGGGUGCUGCGAUGCUACUGCCCAGCCCACGAGGCAGGCGUGGUGCCCUUGCAAGUGGCCCAUGACUCACACUUGGUCUCCACAUCGGUUCUGUUUGAGUACCGGGCCCGGAACUUCAUGGCAUUGCCCAGCACCCAGAUGGAUUGGCUCUCCCUGGAUGAUAAUCAGUUCAGAAUGUCUAUCCUGGAGCGCCUGGAGCAGAUGGAGAAGCGAAUGGCGGAGAUGACCGCGGCCUCCGCAGCAACUGCUACCGCAGGAACAGCUCAAGCCCAACAGGGAGGAGGGGAGAGGCCUCCGAGUCAGCAGGCCACCUUGGACUCAUUCGAAGACCGCAUCGUGGCCCUGUGCGAGAAGAUGAUGUCUCAGUCCUGCUGGCUCCGCUCAGAGACCCUCGUUCACCACGUCAGCUUCCGGGGAAUGACCCUCCUCCACCUGGCUGCAGCGCAAGGGUACACCCGCCUCAUUGAGACCCUCAUCAAGUGGCGGAACCUCAGUGCUCAGAGCCUGGACCUGGAGCAGGAAGUUGACCCCCUGAACGUGGACCACUUCUCCUGCACCCCACUGAUGUGGGCCUGUGCCCUUGGCCAUUUGGAAGCAGCCCAGCUUCUCUACCGUUGGAACAGCCACGCCCUUUCCAUCCCGGACUCCCUGGGCCGUCUCCCGCUCGCUGUGGCUCGUUCCCGCGGCCACGUCAAGCUCGCCACAUGCUUGGAGGAGCUGCAAUGGCAGGAGGAGCAGCCUGCAGAACUUCUGGCUGCGGAGCCUGUCCUGGACAUUCCAGGGAGCCCCAGCAAGGCCAGCAGUGGCCCUCGGCGCCCGGCAGAAGCCCUGCGCAUCCCGUCUCCGCUGUCAGCCAGUCCAGACACAGGGCGGAGCACCGCAAGUGGAGUCUCGUCACCUUCUGAGCUGUCCGAGGGCUCCAUCUCCAUCACCUCGGCCUACUCCAGCGGGUCGGCCCUGCGGGAGUCGCCAGCGUACAGCCCAGAAGCUGAGGGCGCCAUGGACGUUUGCCACGCCCCAGCACCUGGAAGCAUUGCCGGCUGGUACCUGCGGGAGACCCCCAGCCCCCACGGCCUGCCCCACGCCCCCUUCUUCAUGGACUAUGAUGAGGUGGGGGCUGGGGGCCAUGCAGCAGGAGGCCCUGAGCCAGACCUGGAGCCAGAGUUGCUGGGCUAUGGGGAAAAUGCCGAGAACGAGGACUACUUGCCGGCUACGGAUGUCCUGCAGGUGGAUGUGAUAACCCUGGCCAAGCAGAUCAUCGAGGCGACACCGGAGCGCAUUAAGCAGGAGGACUUCAGCUCCUCCGAGACACCUCUCCGGGAGCGACCAGGCAACCUGGGCCUGAACGAGACCAUGUCCUGGCUGGCCAGCUACCUGGAGAAUGUUGACCAGCUGCCCAACUUCUCCCAACGACGGUCCUUGACUUCCUCCCCGUCGGGUCACGCCUGCCUCAGCCCCCUGCCUGCCCCACUGGGCGAACUGUCCUUUGACCGCCUCUCCCCGCCCCCCACGGCAGCCAGCUGGGCGGAGUUCCUCAAUGCCUCUGCCAAUGGGAAGAUGGAGAGUGACUUUGCCUUGCUGACGCUGUCGGACCAUGAGCAGCGUGAACUCUACGAGGCUGCCAAAAUCAUCCAGACGGCCUUCCGCAAAUACAAGGGCCGCCGCCUGAAGGAGCAGCAGGAAAUGGCAGCCGCUGUCAUCCAGCGAUGUUACCGUAAAUAUAAGCAGUAUGCGCUCUAUAAGAAGAUGACCCAAGCCGCCAUCUUGAUCCAGAGCAAGUUCCGCAGCUACUAUGAGCAGAAGAAGUUCCAGCAGAGCCGGAGGGCUGCGGUCCUGAUCCAGCAAUAUUACCGCAGCUACAAGGAGUAUGAGAAGCUGAAGCAAGGCCGCAGGGCCUCCGCCGCCAUGCAGCAGAAGAUCAAGUGGGUCCCAGGACGCCUGGGACCUCCAGAAAGAGGAACGUUCCUAACCAAAAAGCAAGAUCAGGCAGCCCGUAAGAUCAUGAGGUUCCUACGACGUUGCCGACACAGGAUGAAGGAGUUGAAGCAGCGGCAGGAGCUGGAGGGCCCCUCCCAGAAGCGAGGCCUGGCCCCCUAACCCCAGGAUGACGGCAGUGGCCUCCGGAGGAGAGUCUUAAGCCCAGCCGAGGCCCCUUGAAGAAGGAACGGGGUGGGGCAGGCUGCCUGCCACCCCCAUUUCAAGUAUUGUGCAAUAGUGACUGUCCAGGGAGGGGCAGAGUCCUUUCUCCUCCCCCUGGGGAGGGGUGGAGGGUGCCCUUGCUCGGAUGCCAGCGCUGAGGCCCCAGCAGGGACGCCCCCCACCCUGUGGUGCUGGACUCCCCCACUCCCCAGCCCACCCUCUCUCUGCCCCCCCACGCCACGCCUUACAUCCGUGCCAAGUCUUUGCCCCUCCUUUCCUCCUCCCUCCCUCUCACCCUAAGCCAUGGGGGGGGCAGAGCUCUUUCCAGGGGGUCAGAGUAGCAAACUGUGUGGUGGCAGAAGGCCUGGUCCUGGGGGUGUGUGCAGGGAGGUGGUGGUGGCUGAAGCCUCCUCUAAGCCAAGGAAGCCACCUUCUCCUGAGUCAGACCUCUCAGUAUUGCCUGCGCUGGCCGGCAGCAAUGGCUCUCCAGGGCUUCAAGCAGGGGCCUCUGCCAGCCCUGCCUGGAAAUGCCGUUAAGGAUUGCAGCUGGGACCUGCCUGCUCUGCCACUGAGCUGCGCACCCCAUCCAUCGCCAGGCUCGUCAGAGAGGGCCCUGAUCCCUUCGCUCCACCUCUUAAGGGGCCCUGUGCCCCAGACUUGCAGAGGGUCCUUUUUGAAGAAGCCCCCCUCCCCAAGUUACUUACCCCUCCUUCUCCUGCAAUGCACUUUUGAAUCCAGCCAAGCCCCAUGUCUUCCCUGGAUCGUCCCUAGUUCCCUUUUUUCACAAGUGUGUAUAUAUAUUCUUGGGCUCCUCACAGGACCUCAGAGCUGGUGGAUUUCACGGGGAGGGGGAGGGUCCCCUCCCUAGCUGCCCUCCUCCCAAGCUGGGCUGCCCUCUUAAACCCACUUUUCCCCUUGGCCUACCCUCCUGUACAUAUUUGUAACAUACAGACACAAAAAAAGUUAUACUUCAAAAUCUAUUUAAAAUGUGAAGGCAUCUUGCUUUGCACAAGGGUGCAGGGGGGGGGAGGGAGGGAGGGAGAAAAUGCAUGGAUUUUAAUUUCAGAGCCACACCCACUUCCUUGUGUAUUUAAACCUGCCCAUCUCAUUGCUCCAUCUGUCAUUUCUACAGUUUUUGC